This is a messenger RNA of Physcomitrium patens, 2225 nucleotides long. Its product is annotated as F-box/kelch-repeat protein At5g15710. NCBI's taxonomy places the organism in Eukaryota, Viridiplantae, Streptophyta, Bryopsida, Funariales, Funariaceae. Gene Ontology annotation, molecular function: protein binding. The record is from RefSeq and is a predicted model, not a curated record.
UUGAAAUCUCGGAGGGAUGACAUGAUCCUUCCACCUGAUUUCCUCACGGUUGCGGUGUUAGUUCCAAUUGUAGUUGUAGAGUUACCGUUUUUUUUCGAUCUAUUCCUCGAGCUGAAUGGGUGGAAGCAUGAAAUCAGCAUGGAUGGACAUAAUUCGUAGCGAUCAAAAAUUGUUAGUAGGCAAACUUGGAGAGGAAGUGGUGUCUCAGUUAAGAGCUGGUUAAGUCACAACUUUCGGUACAUACAUCAUGGGAUAUUUAACAGUUCCUUGAAGUUCUCCAGGAGGGGGAGAGAGGGUGCACCAGUACAACUGAUGGUGUGCUCUUGAUCAAACUGUGAUUGUCACAAAGCUCGAGAUUCCGAGGGUGUAGUGGCGAUCACUCCUAUGCAACCCUUGAUACCGGAGUCUAAUAUUAAUAUACUUUACCUGCAUUUCGUAACUAGAUUCAUUCAUUCAAGUACCCACCAUUGACGAGAUGGUGUGGUAGAUCUGAGGGGAAAAAUGUGGGAGGUUAUGAGCAACAUGCACAUUGCUUCAUAUUUGCAAGAAUUGGGCAUGCUGUAGCAAAAUUUGCAGCUGGAAAUGGCAGGGCGUUGUAGAGAUUCUAGCUGCAGCGUUGCGGUGGAGACUACGCAAGCUUAGACACCACCAGUGCACUGAAUUACGCGAUCGAAUCAAGACCCAAAUUCUCCUCCCCACACAGGGUUAACAACCAACAUGGCAGUCAGAACGAGCAUCAGAUUAGAAGGAGAACACUGAACUCGAUGAGUUUGAUAUCUGCAAGUGGUGUUGACAACGGGCGAACAUGGAACUCCUUACCUCCAGAAUUACAAGAUUUGGUUCUUGCUCGUUUGGACCUAACCGAUCUGUACAAGGUCGUCCGAGUUUGCAAAAGCUUCCGGGAAGUAAUAUACCGAGAGAGCUUCAGGCAAGCGCGCGCUCGUCUACGCCCGGUAGAGUGCCCUCUCGGUCCCACACUGUUUUGUGUGGAGAAGAAUCGGUGGCAUUUGUGGGGGUUCGAUUGGAAGAAUCAUAGUUGGCUCAAGUUACCCCCGUUCACCGACUCGAUUCCAGCACCGGAUCCUAAACUUUUUAAGGACUUUCUGAUUGCGGGUCAUCAUGGCCUCAUCUGUGCAAAUAUGGGCAAGGCCUCUGAACCUGAGAAGCUGUAUAUCUUUAACCCUCUGACAGGAGAAGCGCAACAACUGCCUCCUUUGCACCAUCCGCGCCACCCAGUUGUCAUAUCACUGCAGGUAACCACGCCCGGCAGAGCAGAUUUUCGAGUGAUUGCAGUUGGGAGUGCGGCAGUUGGAACAGGGUACCUUUCUAGAAAAACAGAGGUGUACUGCUCAGUCAAAAGACGAUGGGAAGUUGCUGGGGAUGUACCGGGUGAGGAUUUCUCCAUAAACGAAUACCAGACUGGACUCUACUGCAAGACGCUAAAUUUGUUGCUAUGCACAGGAUUCAUGGUGGACAGAAGGAAAGGAAUUCUGGCUUUUGACGUGGGAACAAACGAGUGGCGAGCACAGUGGCAUUGUCCAUUUUUCAGGUUGCGUUGUGUGGACCGUGCUGUGACAAUUAACUUCGCCAUUGCCCAGCUUGAGGAGUGCAACGGCGUGAUCCACCUUUUCUCCGAGCAAGAGACUGGCGGUACUGUCACGCACUGCAUCGACAGGCUUGACUUGGGGAUCGAAGGAACAUACACAUGGACCAGGAGACUUACACUAUCGAGACGAGGAACCCGAGCUUUGUUAGUCUAUCCAGAAUUCACAUGUGUCCCAGUGGAAGAACACAAACUGUGCAUCUUCAACACAGUACAGUUAACUGGAGAUGUGUACGACAUGAGCAAGGAGACAGUUGAAACUUCUCACUUUGAAUCCUUGCCAACACCUCCUGCUUUACUAGAUAACAAGACCCUUUUUUAUAGUUUGAACCCUUUGAAUUAUUAUUUCCAGCCAAGUUUUGGGGUUGUUCUGUCAAAUCUCAAGUGAGAUGAAGACAUUGUAAAACAUUUAUUUGAUGUGAGGGUUGUUGAAAAUCAGCAUAUACAAAAAGAGCUUACAGGCAUAUUGAAGAUUUCAAUAAUAGAACUGUAACCAAAAACGAGUAAUUGUAGAAAAUAAAAGUUGUUAAGGAGUCUCUACACUUCAAGUGGCUUCUCUCUCAACAUCACAAGCAAUGUAUAUUCAUUUACAAUUCAAUAUAUGAACUAUUGAAAAGCAUCA